GGCUCAGUCAGCUUCAUCCACUUGAGUCAGCUUGCACUCGGAAAUUUGCACAGCGCUUGCUAAGUGUUCACUGAAGAACCUUUUUAAAAACAAGCGUCAUUACAAGACUUUCAAUCUAUUGUUAUAAUGGCCUCCGAUACUAUUCACCAGGAUCCUGAUCUCGACGAUGUCGAUACAGGCGAUCAAUACAUAACCAGCGACGAUGUUCUUGCAGAGGUACCCGAUGAUGGCGACCAUCCCAUGGACGAGGACGAUGACGGAGAAGACGGCGAUGUCGUCGGCGACCUGCCUGGGACAUCCUCCUCUGGCGAAGACAACUCGGUGCAAGCCUUUCCCAAUCACCAAGCAUCCGUCUUUGCGAUUUCCAUGCAUCCAACAGAAGCUCUCGCUGUAUCUGGAGGAGAAGACGACUUUGGGUACAUCUGGGAUAUCACAGACGGAGAGGUGAUUGUCAAGCUGACGGGGCAUACCGACAGUGUGACCAGCACAGCUUGGAGUCGGGAUGGUGAGCUCAUCGCAACUGGAGGCAUGGACGGCAAGGUCAGGAUAUGGAGAAGGGUGGGGAAGGAAAACUACCGGACCUGGGAAUUUUUGACAGAGCUUCAAGGACCUGAUGAGGUCAUGUUUUUGAGAUGGCAUCCUAAGGGUUCUGUGUUGCUUGCAGGCUCCAAUGAUUCUACCCUCUGGUUGUGGCAACUGCCUUCUGGGAACACAAUGCAGGUCUUUGCAGGACAUACAGGGGCUGUACAGUGUGGGGAAUUCACCCCAGACGGCAAAAGAAUCGUUUCAGCUUGUGCAGACGGAACUUUGAUAUACUGGGAUCCCCGGCAAUCGACACCUAUAUUCAAACUGUCGGCAGAUGACGCGCGCUUCAACCUUGAUGGUAUCACCUCCCUAGCUGUCAACUUCUCUUCAACACUCGCCGUUGUUGGAGGUGCCGCAGGAGGUGUUCGCGUGGUCAGUUUGAGCAAGGGUGAAGUCGUCUCUACUUUGGGAGGUCAUACCGAAGGUGAAAGCAUCGAGGCCGUCCAAUUCAUAGAUCUAACUGGCAACAACACCGGACCUGGUAUCGUCGCUACGGGAGCUACCGACGGCAAGAUCUGUAUCUGGGACCUAUCAACGAUGCGAUUGCGAACAACACUCGAACACGAGGAUGCUAUCACAUCACUGUUGGCGUUGCCGCCCCCUAAGAGCCAUCUUCUGGUUUCUGCUUCUGCCGAUAAGACUUUACGGACGUGGGACGCUCGUACUGGCACUCUUAUUCGAGAGCACAAGGGCCACCAAGGCCCAGUUUUGGGUGCGUCUCUUGGUUUGGAUGGAUCUGUAGUUGUCAGCGCGGGAGAUGAUGGCGUUUGCUUGGUUUUUACCACGGAAGAAGCGGAGGAACCUUAGAAAAAUGUAGAAGUGCAGAUAUAUAAACUGUUGUAGCAUUUAUGAGUGGGGUGUUGCCUUGGUUAAUGAUUGACUUAUAAUCCGCUGAACAAUUACUUUGAUCUCGUAUGUCAGCGUCCCGAAUUCCAUGAGCGACAUGUGACGUCGUUUUGCCUUCAUAAACUGUCGUGGUUGCAAAUCAUAUACCCAGGAAGUCCUUUUCUUCGCUUCA
Desarmillaria tabescens is the source of this 1603-nucleotide messenger RNA. RefSeq names its product ribosome biogenesis protein Sqt1. The transcript is spliced from 6 exons. NCBI's taxonomy places the organism in Eukaryota, Fungi, Basidiomycota, Agaricomycetes, Agaricales, Physalacriaceae. The record is from RefSeq and is a predicted model, not a curated record. The coding region runs from base 127 to 1392 and encodes 421 amino acids. Gene Ontology annotation, molecular function: protein binding.